CAUCUAUAAAAGAAGAUUAGACCUCAAGAGAAAACAACCACAUAAAAUAUAGGAAAGUUGAGAGAUGGUAGAUGUAAAGUUGCUUGGUCUAUGGUAUAGCCCUGCUAGUCACAAAGUCGAGUGGGCUCUCAAAUUAAAAGGAGUGAAGUAUGAAUUUAUAGAAGAAAAUCUACAAAACAAGAGCCCUCUACUUCUUGAAUCCAAUCCUGUUCACAAAAAGAUCCCUGUUCUCAUUCACAAUGGCAAGCCCAUUUGUGAGUCUAUGAUCAUCCUUGAAUACAUCGACGAGACAUUUGAAGGCCCUUCCAUCUUACCUAAAGACCCUUAUGAACGAGCUUUAGCUCGUUUUUGGGCUAAGUUCCUUAAUGAUAAGGUGGGAGCAGCUGUGAAUACUUUUCUCCACAAAGGAGAGGAGCAAGAGAAAGGUAAAGAGGAAGUUUUUGAGAUGUUGAAAAUUCUUGAUAAUGAGUUAAAGGAUAAAAAGUUCUUUGUGGGUGACAAAUUUGGUUAUGCUGAUAUUGCUGCAAAUUUUGUGGGAUAUUGGCUAGGAGUUUUUCAAGAAGCCUCUGGAGUUGAAUUAGUAACAAGUGAAAAUUUUCCAAAUUUUUGUGCUUGGAGAGAUGAGUAUGUUAAUUGCAGUCAAGUCAAGGAAUAUCUGCCUCCAAGAAAUGAUUUGCUUGCUUUUAUCCAAGCUUAUGCUCAAGCUUCUGCUUCUAAAACAUAAACACGUCCUCAUUCAUCUUAUGAAGCUUCGAAUUAUGUAACGGAAUAAAUUUAUAAGCAUAUGUGUCACUUUUAUAAUGAAUGGUAUAUCACUUAAGUAUCUUAUUGUUCUC
Messenger RNA from Solanum tuberosum (potato), 836 nucleotides. Its product is annotated as probable glutathione S-transferase. Gene Ontology annotation, biological process: glutathione metabolic process. Lineage: Eukaryota; Viridiplantae; Streptophyta; Magnoliopsida; Solanales; Solanaceae. The transcript has 2 exons. Gene Ontology annotation, molecular function: glutathione transferase activity. The record is from RefSeq and is a predicted model, not a curated record. Gene Ontology annotation, cellular component: cytoplasm. Bases 65 to 724 code for a protein of 219 amino acids.